Messenger RNA from Meriones unguiculatus (Mongolian gerbil), 603 nucleotides. RefSeq names its product keratin-associated protein 4-2-like. Lineage: Eukaryota; Metazoa; Chordata; Mammalia; Rodentia; Muridae. The coding region runs from base 1 to 603 and encodes 200 amino acids. The record is from RefSeq and is a predicted model, not a curated record. The transcript has a single exon. Gene Ontology annotation, cellular component: keratin filament.
AUGGUCAACUCCUGCUGUGGCUCUGUCUGCUCUGAGGAGGGCUGUGGCCAAGGCUGCUGCCAGCCCAGCUGCUGCAGGCCCACCUGUUGCCAGCCCAGCUGCUGUGUGUCCAGCUGCUGCAGACCCCAGUGCUGUCAGUCUGUGUGCUGCCAGCCCACCUGCUGUCGCCCCAGCUGCUGCAGGCCCAGCUGCUGUCGCCCUACCUGUUGCAUUUCGAGCUGCUGUAGGCCUUCCUGCUGCCGUCCCAGCUGCUGUGUGUCCAGUUGCUGCAGGCCCAGCUGCUGUCAGUCUGUGUGUUGCCAGCCCAGCUGCUGCAGGCCCACCUGUUGCCAGCCCAGCUGCUGUAUGUCUAGCUGCUGCAGGCCCAACUGCUGUGUGUCCAGCUGCUGCAGGCCCCAGUGCUGUCAGUCUGUGUGCUGCCAGCCCACCUGCUGUCGCCCCAGCUGCUGCCGCCCCACCUGUUGCAUCUCCAGCUGCUGCCGCCCUAGCUGCUGUGUGUCCAGCUGCUGCAGGCCCCAGUGCUGCAUCUCCAGCUGUUGCCGCCCCACCUGUUGCCAGACCACCUGCUGCCGCCCAGCAUGCUCUAGUGGUUCUUGCUGCUGA